This is a messenger RNA of Mercurialis annua (annual mercury), 3105 nucleotides long. Its product is annotated as ATPase 11, plasma membrane-type-like. Gene Ontology annotation, biological process: regulation of intracellular pH; proton export across plasma membrane. The record is from RefSeq and is a predicted model, not a curated record. NCBI's taxonomy places the organism in Eukaryota, Viridiplantae, Streptophyta, Magnoliopsida, Malpighiales, Euphorbiaceae. Gene Ontology annotation, molecular function: ATP hydrolysis activity; P-type proton-exporting transporter activity; ATP binding. Gene Ontology annotation, cellular component: plasma membrane. Bases 253 to 2943 code for a protein of 896 amino acids. The transcript has 20 exons.
GUAUUAAAAUUAUUAAGCAUGAGUAAACUGAGUCAUACAAACAAGUUUAGGGAGGAGCGGCGAGAACACUUUACUCUAAAUUAAUCCAUGGGCGGGAUCUAGGAGACAAUACCAGUUGAAGAAGUUUUUGACAAAUUGAAGUGUACAAAAAAUGGCCUCUCUUCUGAUGAAGUUGAACAGCGGUUAUCAGUAUUUGGUUAUAACAAGCUUGAAGAGAAAAAGGAAAGUAAAGUACUCAAGUUUCUGGGUUUUAUGUGGAAUCCAUUAUCAUGGGUUAUGGAAGCUGCAGCAAUUAUGGCCAUCUCUCUUGCUCAUGGAGGCGGAGAAGGAGUAGAUUACCAUGAUUUUAUUGGAAUUAUGACCCUGCUUAUCGUUAAUUCAACCAUAAGCUUUAUAGAGGAAAAUAAUGCUGGAAAUGCAGCUGCAGCUUUAAUGGCUCGGCUAGCCCCGAAGGCGAAGGUUUUACGCGAUGAGAGCUGGGCAGAGUUAGAUGCUGCUGUAUUAGUCCCUGGAGACAUCAUUAGUAUCAAACUAGGAGAUAUUAUUCCUGCUGACGCGCGAUUACUCGAAGGAGAUCCUUUGAAAAUUGAUCAGUCUGCUCUGACAGGAGAGUCGCUUCCUGUAACUAAACAUCAUGGAGACGGAAUUUACUCUGGCUCGACAUGUAAGCAAGGUGAAAUUGAAGCAGUUGUUAUUGCUACUGGAGUACAUACGUUCUUCGGAAAAGCAGCUCACCUUGUGGAUUCCACCACCCAUAUUGGUCAUUUUCAGAAGGUUCUGACGGCGAUCGGAAAUUUCUGUAUUUGCUCCAUUGCCAUUGGAAUGGUGAUUGAGAUCAUUGUGAUAUAUGGGAUUCAAGAAAGGGAGUAUCGCGUCGGUAUUGACAAUCUUCUGGUUUUACUCAUUGGUGGUAUCCCUAUUGCUAUGCCAACUGUGCUUUCUGUUACUAUGGCCAUUGGUUCUCAUAAAUUGUCUCAGCAGGGUGCCAUAACAAAGAGAAUGACAGCAAUUGAGGAAAUGGCAGGAAUGGAUGUACUCUGCAGUGAUAAAACUGGAACUUUGACUCUUAACAAGCUUACAGUGGACAAGGCUUUAAUAGAGGUUUUUGCAAAGGGUGUUGAUAAGGACAUGGUUGUGCUAAUGGCUGCAAGAGCUUCAAGAUUGGAAAAUCAAGAUGCAAUCGAUGCAGCGAUUGUCGCGAUGCUUGCUGAUCCGAAAGAGGCCCGAGCUGGAAUUACUGAAGUUCACUUUCUUCCAUUCAAUCCAACUGAUAAGAGAACAGCACUUACUUACAUAGAUAGUGCAGGAAAUAUGCAUAGAGUGAGCAAAGGAGCACCAGAGCAGAUUCUCAAUCUGGCAUCAAACAAAUCUGAAAUUGCUCAAAAAGUACAUUCAAUAAUUGAUAAAUUUGCUGAACGUGGACUUCGCUCUCUAGGAAUUGCUCGACAGGAGGUACCCGCCGGUACAAAAGAAAGUCCUGGCAGUCCUUGGGAAUUCGUCGGACUACUCCCUCUUUUCGAUCCACCACGCCAUGAUAGUGCUGAAACUAUUAGAAGAGCUCUAGACCUUGGUGUUGGAGUCAAAAUGAUCACAGGUGAUCAAUUAGCAAUUGCAAAAGAGACAGGAAGACGCCUCGGGAUGGGCUCAAACAUGUAUCCAUCAUCCUCCUUACUUGGUGAAAACAAAAAUGGAGAAUUUGGAGUCUUACCUAUUGAUGAACUCAUUGAAAAAGCCGACGGUUUUGCUGGUGUUUUCCCUGAGCACAAAUUUGAGAUUGUGAAGCGACUGCAAACUAAAAAGCACAUAGUUGGGAUGACUGGUGAUGGAGUUAAUGAUGCACCUGCAUUAAAGAUUGCAGACAUAGGAAUUGCUGUGGCUGAUUCAACAGAUGCGGCUCGCGGUGCUUCUGAUAUAGUUCUUACUGAACCAGGGCUCAGUGUCAUAAUUAGUGCUGUUUUAACCAGCCGUGCAAUCUUUCAAAGAAUGAAGAACUACACUAUAUAUGCAGUGUCUAUCACCAUCCGUAUUGUGAUGGGAUUUAUGCUGCUCACUUGUUUCUGGAAGUUUAAUUUCCCUCCCUUCAUGGUUCUGAUUAUUGCCAUUCUAAAUGAUGGUACUAUUAUGACAAUAUCUAAAGACAGAGUUAAGCCAUCCCCAAUACCAGACAGCUGGAAGCUCAGUGAAAUUUUUGCUACCGGCAUUGUAAUUGGUGCUUAUCUUGCUAUAAUGACUGUUGUCUUCUUCUGGGGAGCUUACGAAACCGACUUUUUUACGAAACAUUUCCAUGUCGAUAGCCUUGAGAAGACUCAUCACAACCUCUCGGAUUUAAAUGUCGUCAAGCAACUGAACGGACAGCUAGCAUCAGCUGUAUAUCUUCAAGUUAGCACCAUCAGUCAGGCUCUGAUCUUCGUGACUCGGUCCAGAAGCUGGUCAUUCACAGAAAGACCCGGUCUUCUUCUCAUCAUUGCUUUCAUAAUAGCUCAACUGAUCGCGACAGUAAUAUCUGCGACAGCAACAUGGGAAUUUGCUGGAAUUCAUCAGAUUGGCUGGAAAUGGACCGGUGCUAUAUGGAUAUACAAUAUUGUAACUUAUUUGUUGCUUGAUCCUAUCAAAUUUGCUGUCAGAUAUGCAUUGAGUGGAAGAGCUUGGGGCCUAGUCUAUGACCAAAGAACUGCAAUGACCACUCAGAAAGACUUUGGGAAGGAGGCGCGUGAAGCAGCAUGGGCGACGCAGCAGCGAACACUUCAUGGCUUGGAAUCUGCAGAAUCAAAAGUGUUCUCUGAAAAGAAUACUUUCAGAGAGAUCAGUGUUCUUGCUGAAGAAGCUAGAAGAAGGGCAGAGAUUGCAAGAUUAAGGGAGCUUCACACUCUGAAAGGCAGAGUAGAAUCUUUUGCCAGGUUGAAGGGUUUAGAUAUUGAUGUAAACCCUCAUUACACAGUCUAAAGUAAACUACAAUUAUCAUUAAAUUUCUCAACUACUGCUUAAAACAGGAGAUGGGUACCAAAUUUUACUUUCUUUUAUGUAAUUUUUAUGUGCUAAAUGUUCAAAAAGAUUUUAUGUAAGCUUUCAAUAAAUACUGUUCAAUGUCAAUUUUAUCAUUUGUAA